CCACCUGCUUCCUGUAGCUCAUAACGAAGCAGCAGGCGGACAGGCAGCCCCAUUUUGCCUUUGCUGACUCGGUGCCUUGGCAUCAGUUGUGCCUAUCCCUGAGAACGAGCAGCAGCAGCAACAGCAGCAGCAGCCCCGCACUGUGCAAAUGGCCAAGACUGCAAUUGCUUACAAGGAGAAGAUGAAGGAGAUUUCCGUCUUCUCGCUCAUCUGCUCCUGUCUGUACCCCGACAGCCACAAGAACCCCCUGGGAGACUUUGAAGAGCUGGACAUCAAGCCGAUCAACAAGCGUGCGUCAGGCCAGGCCUUCGAAGUCUUCCUGAAGCCGACAUCGCCUGUGUCAGACGCUGCCCACAGUGUCACCACGCCCCCCAAGAGGGACAUCUCCCUGGACGACAUCCAGAAGAAGCUGGAGGCCGCUGAGGACCGCAGGAGAUCCCAGGAGGCGCAGGUGCUGCAGGCGCUGGCGGAGAAGCGCGAGCACGAGCGCUACGUGCUGCUGAAGGCCAUGGAGGAGAACAGCAACUUCAGCCGCAUGGCUGAGGAGAAGCUGCAGCUGAAGAUGGAGCAGAUCCAGGAGAACCGUCAGGCCUACAUCGACGCCCUCAUGGAGCGCCUGCAACAGAGGGAGAGGCACGCUCAGGAGGUGCGCAGGAACAAGGAGUUGAGAGAAGAGGUGACAGCGUGAGGAACUCUCGUCCCACCCCCUUCUCCUCCCCAGGGUCUUGGUGUCCACUCAACUGGGAUAAACCGUCACCUGAACGCCUCUUGUUCCCUCCUCCUUUCCAUACAACAUCUCGAGACAGUGGCACACACACAUGGGAGGGUUUGGAAUGGUGUCCUUAAUCAUAAGAAAAACAUAAAUCGCCACAAUUCUCAACAACAGCAAAGAUGGAAUCUGAUUGCCAGAAAGCGACAGUGGAGGUGUAAAUACUUUUUUUUUUUCUUAUGACUAGUACAAAAAGUAUCGAUUGCAGUGUGACAUUUUUCAUGAUCUUUUAUUUCGCUUAGUGGCUUUGAUGUUUUGGUGGUGCGUUUGCAAGCUCCCCCUUUCCGUCCCACCCAUUGGCAUUCAAUGCGAAGCUAAUGCAUUGCAUCUCUUAUCUCUCUUCCUUGUUCAGCCACACGAGUUUAGCAUAGCACAUGGCUAAUUAGCUAUUAGCGAUGCUGCAAAAGACAAAACCCGGAAGUUUCCCACCCAUCUUCGUAACCCACUUUUAGCAGGGAGGAGCCACGCCUGAGGUUGAACCCCAUGGUGCCGUGUCAUGUGACUCUUUCCAUUUGUGUGUGUGUCUGAGAUCCGCUCUCUCUUUCCGCAUUACUGUAUACCUUUGUCAACAAGCAAGCUGUGGUUAAUAAAGAUUUGGAGUUCAUUGAAUACGUGGCCUCUCUGCGAUGAUAA
This is a messenger RNA of Syngnathus acus (greater pipefish), 1402 nucleotides long. It is a transcript of the gene stmn2b, whose product is annotated as stathmin 2b. Gene Ontology annotation, biological process: neuron projection development; microtubule depolymerization; regulation of microtubule polymerization or depolymerization. NCBI's taxonomy places the organism in Eukaryota, Metazoa, Chordata, Actinopteri, Syngnathiformes, Syngnathidae. The record is from RefSeq and is a predicted model, not a curated record. Bases 149 to 688 code for a protein of 179 amino acids. The transcript is spliced from 5 exons. Gene Ontology annotation, cellular component: cytoplasm; neuron projection; growth cone. Gene Ontology annotation, molecular function: tubulin binding.